AGCCUGCACCAGCUGACUGGGAGCUGGCUCUUGCAGUCACAUGAAAACGUGAGCGAUGGAGCCCUGCAAGGUGGAGAGAUCUGGGUGAAGGCUGCUGACCGGCUCCCAGCCCCGGACACCUCACCUCACCUGCCGACAUGUCUGAAGGGCUCUCUCGCAAGGUCCCGGUGACGUUUGACGACGUUGCCGUCUAUUUCUCUGCGGAGGAGUGGGAGAUUUUGGCAGAAUGGCAGAGGGAGCUUUACAAGGAGGUGAUGAAGGAGAACCUGGAGGCUGUGCUUUCUCUAGGAUUCCAGAUCCCCAGACCAGGCGUCGUGUCCCUGAUGGAGCGAGGGGGAGAGGCCUGUGUCCAGUAUCCCAGGGACCCUGCACCUGAGACCCACUUUGAGGGAAAUGGCUUCCUAGGCCCAUCGAUCGGGCUGCUGAGCAGCCGCAGCAGCCAAGAGAAGCCCCCUCUCUACCCAGCUGUGAUGCACGUGCCCACCUGGCUGCCAGCUGGGGAAGGCUCCUGA
This is a messenger RNA of Mauremys mutica (yellowpond turtle), 512 nucleotides long. RefSeq names its product protein ZNF783-like. The record is from RefSeq and is a predicted model, not a curated record. Bases 138 to 512 code for a protein of 124 amino acids. The transcript is spliced from 5 exons. Gene Ontology annotation, biological process: regulation of DNA-templated transcription. Lineage: Eukaryota; Metazoa; Chordata; Testudines; Geoemydidae.